AUGGCGGACCAAGAUGGCAAAGAUACCCGUGGCACAGACUUGCAGCCUGCACCUGGGCUGCGUGCGCUCCGCGUGCGGCGCCUGAGUGGCGAGCCCGUUUGCGAGCUCCAGGUGCCGGUGAACUGGAGCGAUGCUCGGCAGCAGAUCCAGGAACUUCCGCGAGCUACGCAGUUGUUGCUCGCGAGUGGAGUAGCUCAGCUUCGUUCGGCUUUGGCCGAAUCUUUGCCUGAGAGGGAGCAGCGCCUGAUCUUCGAAGGCCGAGAGCUCAAGAGCAAUGACUGCCUCGGCGAGCUCUCCCGUACCGAUGAAGCAAUCGAGCUGACGCUCGUCAGGAGGCCUCCUUUGCAGGCGUCCUGGCUUGAACGUGUCGAGGCAUCUGCCGACCAGCUACGAAAAGCUCCGAGAGCGAUCCGCUCGGACCGAGAGGUUGUUCUGUGUGCAGUGAGCCAGCGCGGAGAUUUGCUGCAGGUGGCUUCGGAGGCCCUGCAAGCAGACGAGGAGGUCGUGCUGGCUGCGCUGCGUUGGGACGCGCAGGUCCUCGCCUUCGCUGCGCCGGCGCUGCUCGAAAACCGAAGCUUCGCGCUGCGCGCCGUGGCCUCCGACGGCCGCUCCCUGGAGUCGCGGAGCCUACAGAAAGGUGCCUUUUGA
Molecule: messenger RNA, 648 nt
Organism: Symbiodinium sp. CCMP2456
Lineage: Eukaryota; Dinophyceae; Suessiales; Symbiodiniaceae
Source: the annotation of a GenBank genome assembly